GUAUGGUAUUGCCAUCUUGGUGCACCGACGAUAAUACUCUUUAUUUUGGUUCUGUAUGACCCUUCGCACUGGCUUGCGUUUGCCUUUCUUCGAUAGACUAAGUGAUAGUCAAGCCGCGCUCGCUACCAAUCAUAUACAUAGGUCAAAUUUUCACCAAUGGGCCUAUUCGAAAUUUCAGUUGAGACCAAUCCACAAAGGCAAAGUAGUGGACCAUCAGGCAUUCGUUUUAUUAUAUCUUCUGGAGUUCACUAAUUUUCAAAGCAUGGCGAAUGCGAUAUCCACAACGCGCGAUAUAACCGGCACUCAUGCUUUGAUGGCCUUCGACGAGGAGCCUGGGAUUAUCCUUCUAGGAGGAUUUUUCCAGUGCUUCCUUCAGGGAAUUAUCGUCGUCCAAACUGCCAGAUACUGGGAAUCACAUGAAGAUGAUUCGCGCUUACGUCGAUUCUUUGUUGCUGUG
Messenger RNA from Serpula lacrymans var. lacrymans S7.9, 457 nucleotides. RefSeq lists its product as uncharacterized. The record is from RefSeq and is a predicted model, not a curated record. NCBI's taxonomy places the organism in Eukaryota, Fungi, Basidiomycota, Agaricomycetes, Boletales, Serpulaceae. The annotation marks the transcript as partial. The transcript has a single exon.